AUGGCCACUAUCCAGGCUGCCCGGAGGCUCAGCAGCCGGGCCCAUGUACUUCCAGGCCAACUCCACAUCACGGAACUCUUCUUCGAAGUCCCCCUGAACCACGCCCAGCCCAGCGCGGGCACCAUCCGGCUCUUCGGUCGGCGCGUGCGCAAACACGAGCGCCCCAUCGUGCCGCUAUCGGCCGCCGACCGCGCCAGCAAGGAGGACAAGCUUCCGUAUCUAGUCUACCUCGAGGGCGGACCGGGGUUCGGCAACAAGGAACCGCAAAACCAUUCGCUCACCCAGGUCGCCCUCCGCCGCGGCUAUCAGGUACUCUUCCUCGACUACCGCGGCACGGGGCUCAGCACGCCGAUUAGCGCCGACUCGGUGCUGAAGCGGGGCGGGCCGCAGGAGCAAGCUGAGUAUCUGAAGCUCUUCCGUGCGAAUAGCAUCGUGCGUGACUUGGAAGCGGUGCGGUUGUGUCUGACGGCGGAGUUUGGGGAAGACAGCGAGACCGAGGAAGAGAAGGAGGCGAAAAGGGCGUGGUCGUUAUUUGGACAGUCGUUUGGCGGGUUCGUCAGCCUAACCUACCUGUCCAAGUACCCGCGCGGGGUGCGGGAGGUGUUUCUCACGGGCGGCCUGGCCCCUAUCCGGCGCACGGCUGAGGAGGUGUAUACGGCGACGUACAGAAAGCUGGUCGAGCGCAACCAGGCGUACUAUAAGAAAUACCCCGAGGAUGCGGAGCGUGUACGGCGGAUCGCAGAAUACGUCCAGUACCCGACGGAUUUGGGCAACAGCAUCUCUCUACCCUCGGGCGGCAGGCUGACAGUGCCGCUGCUUCUUUCUCUUGGCAUCGCGUUCGGCACCCACGGCGGGCUGGACAACGUGCACUCGCUAGUCCUGCGGCUCAACACAGACCUCGACCUGUUCAAUUACUUCACGCGCGCCUCGCUCGCGCAGUUCGAAUCCCGCAUCUCGUUCGACACCAACCCGAUCUAUGCCAUCCUGCACGAGCCCAUCUACUGCACCCGCCGCAGCGGCGGACCGGCAUCCCGCUGGGCGGCCCACCGCGUCGGCACGACAGACGCCAGCCUGCGGCCGUACUUUGGCUGGCUCGAAGACCCCAAGGCGUUUUUGCGGUCGCGGUCUACGAACCCCGCAGAGGACCCGCUGCACUUUGCGGGCGAGAUGGUGUUCCCGUUCCACUUUGACGGCAGCGCGGGGCCGGAUUUGGCGCGGCUGCGAGAUGCCGCGAACGUGCUGGCGGAGACGGCCGAGUGGGACGAGGAUCUGUACGACGAGGCACAGCUGGCACGGAACGAGGUGCCCGUGUAUGCGGUGAGUUUUAUCGACGACAUGUUUGUGGACUUUGGACUGGCACGGGAGACGGCGGGCUUGGUGCGCGGGAUCAAGGUGCGGGAGACGAAUAGGUUGUAUCAUGAUGCGGUGCGGUCGCGGUCGGAGGAUGUGUUUGGCAUGUUGUUUGCGAUGCGGGAUGAUUGUGUGGACUAG
Molecule: messenger RNA, 1491 nt
Organism: Dichotomopilus funicola
Lineage: Eukaryota; Fungi; Ascomycota; Sordariomycetes; Sordariales; Chaetomiaceae
Product: Alpha/Beta hydrolase protein
Exons: 2
Coding region: 1-1491 (496 amino acids)
Biological process (GO): proteolysis
Molecular function (GO): peptidase activity
Source: RefSeq, a predicted model, not a curated record